Copidosoma floridanum is the source of this 6242-nucleotide messenger RNA. RefSeq lists its product as uncharacterized. Gene Ontology annotation, biological process: regulation of small GTPase mediated signal transduction. The record is from RefSeq and is a predicted model, not a curated record. NCBI's taxonomy places the organism in Eukaryota, Metazoa, Arthropoda, Insecta, Hymenoptera, Encyrtidae. Gene Ontology annotation, molecular function: GTPase activator activity; protein binding. Gene Ontology annotation, cellular component: cytoplasm.
ACACAGUCAUAAUAUCUCUCGCUAUCCUUUGUCCCUGGAGGUUACACGUGCGAUUGUGCAAGAGAGAGUGAGAGGCCUUUUUUUUAACGACUUCCCUCCCGUUCUUCUAUACGUUACUCAUAGGUAGGUGAGAUAAGAGUGCACAGUGCACACCGAAGGUAAACAAAGGAACGGUGUACAAUACUUACUACACCGAUGCAACAUCGACUGGGAAAUCGUCCAUGGUACAUUGGUAUAUAAUAUAUACCAACCGGACGUCGUACAUUUGUCAGGUACAUUUAAUACCAACGGCACGUUUAUCGUUUUUUGCUGCACUGCUGUACACGACUUGGUCUCGCGCUUUGGAGCAAUAGAAGGAUAAAAAGAAAUCGGUUGUGUCCUUGAAGGAUAUCUUUUUACACGUGUGCCUCUACUGUGCGUGUAAUAUACACUUUUGCUGCUGCUGUUAACGACUAUAUAAGUACUGAAAUAUCUACGUGCAGUUGAAAUAAUAUCGGAGUGAAGUGGAAAGUUUGGUUUUUCUACACGUGUACCGUAAAUGAUUCAUACAAAUGGUGAAACAAAUUCAAGUGGAGUGGUAAUACAGUCAGUGUGUGUUUUGGUCGGUCGAUUGCGUCUCACAUAAGUUUUUUCAUGUAGAGAAUUGUAAAUUGGUAAUCUUAAUCGCGACGUACUUGAAUUACCUGGUGGUACCGUGUAAUUUUUGUGAACCAAAGUGCAACAACAGCCGUUAUAUUGGAGAGGAAGCGGGAAAGCGGCGUGCCGCUGUUCUGUGUGCCGCGGCAGAGGCGCUCGUCGUCGCAAACGGAUAACAAUGACGAGAUGAUCGCAAGUCUACCGGUAAACGGUAGCGGAGGAGGAGGAGGGGGAGGCAGUGUCGCCAGCAGCGGAGGAGUCGUCAAUAGUUCCGGUGGGCUCUUUGCCAGUCCAGGCAGCCGGUCUGGACGUGGUUUAACGCUGCACCGGUCCAACUCGAGCUUGGAGCUGCCCCACAGCCCCGACCCUGGCUCGCGCAUCCCCGAGACGCCUCUGCGACGCGAGUAUGGAUCACACGGAAGCAUCGACGUAGUGGCGCAGUCGUGCUCGAUGAACGACAACCUGCUGGCCAUGCUCCAGGAGCUCCGUCCAGGCGAGUCGGUCCUUCGCAGUCCACUAACAUCCGAGCUCCUGUUGCGCCGGCAAUCCCACCACCAGCAACAAAUGCUCCACCACCACCAGAGCCUCCAGCCUGGCUCUUCGGAAGCCCACUCUGCCGACACGGACGAGGUCUGCGGAGUCCCUGGCUCUGGCUCCAGUCCCAAGCUCAGACUCAAGCUCAACCGGCUCUGGAGCGGCAAGCCUACCACCUCCAAGGCCCAGACCAGCCCUGGCGAUGACCAGCAGCAACCACAGCAGCAGAGCACCAACACCAUCACCAGUCCCUGCGUCACUCCUGUCGUCUCGGCCGACGUCGAGGAGCGCCACCGUAGACGAGCCUUCGCCCACUACGACUGCCAAUCGUUGACCGCGAAUUUGGGCUACGCGGCCAAACUCCGGGGCAUACUGCUCGCGAGGAGGAGGAACACCGCCACAGGGGCAUCGGCCGCCAGUGCGUUCAGAGCUUCCACGCCCGACGAGGCUCCCGAGGAGGAUGCCGGUGACGGCAAAGACAACGAACUCCUGGAGUCGUGCCCGUUUUUCCGCAACGAGACGGGUGGCGAGGGUGAGCGCGAGGUAGGUCUGACGCGCCGGGCCCAGCAGAGCAGCAACGGCUUGCACCGGCCGGCCUUGGCGUACGGCAUGAGCGUGCUCGAGCCCCCGGUGGGCGAGACCCUCUGGAAGCACACGUGUCCCCUGCAGAAGCGGCCCCUGCCGAUCGAGAGCGUCGACGAGGGCGCCCACUACUACCGGCGCUACUUCCUCGGCCGGGAGCACCAGAAUUGGUUCGGCAUGGACGACCAGUUGGGCCCCGUUGCCAUAAGCAUGCGCAAGGACGGUCACCAGUACCGCAUGAUCGUCAGGACGUCCGAGCUGUUGACCCUGAGGGGCUCCGUGCCCGAGGAAACUCUGCCCGGGGUGAGGCCUCAGCAGGCCAAACUGCCCACCAGAGAGAUUUUGGAGCUGGUUGCCCCGGAGGUGCAGAUGUGCUGUCUCAGGCUCGGCACGCCCGCGGCCGAGGAACCCGUGGCCAGGCUAGACGAGCAGGGACUGUCCAACAGGUACAAAGUUGGUGUGCUCUACUGCAGAUCUGGACAGAGAACGGAAGAGGAAAUGUACAACAAUCAGCACGCCGGUCCGGCUUUCCUGGAAUUCUUAGAAUCUAUAGGCCAAAAAAUAAGACUGAGAGGCUUCGAGGGUUACAAAGCGGGCCUGGACACGCGUACCGAUUCGACGGGUACCCACGCGGUAGCCGCGACUCAUCGUGGGGCGGAAGUCACCUUCCACGUCUCAACGAUGCUUCCUUUCACACCAAAUAAUCGCCAACAGCUGCUCAGAAAGCGACACAUUGGCAACGACAUAGUCACCAUUGUCUUCCAGGAACCGGGAGCACUGCCCUUCAGCCCGCGAAGAAUACGCUCGCAGUUCCAGCACGUGUUUAUAAUCGUGCGCGCGAUCAAUCCUUGCACGGAGAACACGCAGUACAGCGUGGCUGUGUCCCGGAGCAAGGACGUGCCGGUGUUUGGGCCACCGGUGCCCGCGGGCGGCGUUUUUCCCAAAGGCAAGCACUUUGCCGACUUCAUCCUCGCCAAAGUGAUCAACGCCGAGAACGCGGCUCACAGGUCGGAAAAAUUCGCGACCAUGGCCACGCGCACCAGGCAGGAGUAUCUCAAGGACCUCGCGACGAAUUAUUCUUCCAGCACGCUCGUCGAGACCGGGCAAAAGUUCUCAAUGCUGUCGUUCAGUAGUAAGAAAAAACAACCGGUACGACCGCGUUUGUCGUGCGACGCCUCGCAACGCGGUGCCAUCUGCUGGCAGGUCAUACUCGAGGAUUGCAAUCAAAACACCGACUGCUACUUCGGGGUGAGCAUCGACACCAUUGUCCUGAUCGAGGAGCACUCGCGGCAAAUCGUCUUUGUCGCGCCCUGCAUCAGCGUCCUAGGAUGGCACGCUCAGACAAACAGCCUACGGCUCUACUACCACCAAGGCGAAUGCAUCACCAUUCAUGUGCGAGGAGACUCAGGGGACCGGGACGAGCUCAUGGAGAUCGUGGAGCGAUUGAGGGCCGUGACUCAGGGAGCCCCGGCGACCGAGCUGUCUCUCAAGCGCAAUGCCCUCGGCCAACUGGGCUUCCACGUGCAGCCUGAUGGUGUCGUUACCCAGGUAGAGAGCAUGGGCUCAUCCUGGCAGGCUGGGCUACGCCAGGGCUCGCGACUCGUCGAGAUCUGCAAGGUCGCCGUGUCUACACUCAGUCACGACCAGAUGGUCGAUCUGUUGAAGACCAGCGCCCAGGUCACGGUCACGGUCAUACCGCCCACCAACGAAAUCACUCCUCGAAGGGGCUGCUCGUUGCAAAACUGCCAGUACCUGUCGACGAACUACGAGGGGGACUACGAGAACGUGACGAAUCCGGAUAACACACCGGGUCAGCAGACGGCCCUGUCCCACCAGAGGAGGUACGAACGCUCGUUUAGUCCGCCGCGCUCCAGCAACAGCUCCGGCUACGGCACGGGCUCGAGCUCGAGGUCGUUCAACGAUCCGCGGUUUCCCUUAGAAGGUACCGCGACUAGCAGCAGCAGCGGACACAGUAGCACCGACGAUCGAUGGUACGAACUUCUCGAGAACCAGGAUCAAGAGGGCAACCAUCGAAAGGACGGCACUCCGCCGCCCCUGCCCGCUAGGCAAAGUUAUCAGAACAGCACGCCAAAUAAAGUGAACAGUUGCACGCCAAAAAAGGACAAAGAGUCUCAUUACGCCGUUGGUAAUAAGAACUACGACAAAGCAGGGAGGCAAACUACCGCUACUAACCACGAGAGCAAUUACUCAUCGCCCCGGAGUAUUCAGGAGAGCAUCAGGCACGAGAAUUAUCAGAAGCUUGAGAAUGUCCAUCGCGUCCAGGACCACGUGUCGAGCAGCUACGUCAAAUUGCAGAAGGAAAAAUAUGAGACGAGGCAGGAGAACAUUUACGCGUCCCAGAGAGAAAUACAAAAGAAUGAAGGUCAUCAAAAGCUGUCGGUGUCAAACAUGAUUCCAGUGGUGCAAAACGCAUCAUACGGUCUCCCGAAAUCCGGUAGUAAUAACAAUCUGAUACGCUACGUCGAGUACGAUCAGUCUGCUGUCUACGGCGAGAGCAAGGCCGAUCGUGGCUCGAAAUCGUACGACGUCCACGCCGAGGAGAGCAAAGCCAACAGCGAGGAUAUCUACGACAGACGGAGAAGCAAGUACAGCGCAGAGUUGUAUCACCACCAGUUGGAAGGGGAUCGUAAGGAGAACCACGAGUUGGCACAGGCUCAGGAGUUUAAGGUCGGUGACAAAGUAACGUGCCUUAAGACGAGUAUGUCGGAGCGUCCUGUGCCCCACAAAGUCAGCAUCGAGUACAGGCCCAAGGAUAUCACGUCCAGUCUGCCACCUGAGGUCAGAAUACCCGAUGGCAACGUGACGGAUAUAUCCACUCUACCCAGUGAGGAUGAACUGUCCAAUGGAUCUGGGAACGUGUCGCCAAGACUCAGAAGAGCCAACAAGCAGCGCACGGGUAAUCUGACACCGUCGAGCGCCGGGUCCCGCAAUCAGAGUCCACGGCCAAAGUCCGGUGCACGAAACUCGCACAGAAACUCGGCGAACCUGACGUCCAGCACGUUGCAAGAGGAUCUCAUGAAGCUCAUCAAUCCUGAUUUUAUAGCGGACGAUGGGCACUCUCUGAUCAGUCAUAACGUGAAAAAUAGUCAGAACUCGGUGAACAAGAUGAACCGCCACAACAAUAAUAACAAUAACAACAAUAUGAUCGAAGUGCAGAAUCGCUGCAGGUCGCGUGAGAAUCUGUGCGGCAACAGCACGUCGACUUUGGCUGUGUUGGCGAAUGGAGCCCAAGAGAAUGGCAAUCCAGGCUCCGAGGUGAUUCUGACGAUGGCUAGGCCAGCGACUGUCAUAUCGAACGCCAGCACGGCGUCGAGUCCGGCACCCAGUGAAAACAAAAUGACGAAAGAGGAAAGACUGUCGCCACGAGUGACGAAAACUCCUCAACAAAUAAUGAAGUCGGCAAGUAAUCUGAUGAACAAAAAUGUAAAAAAUACGGCUGAGGCAGAUAUCGAUUCUUGGAAAGGGAAUCACCAUGACGAAUCGAAUAAUCGGUCAAAACAUGAUCAAGAUUGGUCCUGCGAUAGAGUAACGGAAGGAUUAAGCACAAUACCAACGUCGGUGACAGAUCUUCAGAGUCAUGUUUCGAAUCUAGAGUUGAGAAUGGCACGCGAAACACGGCGCAGACUUUCACUGGAGGAUGAAGUGCGCCGCUUGAGGGACGAAAAUCGUCGACUGCUGGACGAAAACAACGCAGCUACGCAACACAUAAAACGCUUCACCGAGUGGUUCAUGAUUUACUACCAUUGACUUUUUUUUUUGUUUCUCUGAUAAAAUUUAUCAUUAAGGAUAAAAAUUUAUUGAUUAAUUUUUACGAUUCGAGCGGAAUUUUAAAUUUUAACUUAAAAAUACACAUAGGAAUAUCAUGAAUAUUUUUUGUAUGAAAGUUUUGGUCUCCCUCUUUAGCACGUUAAUUUUAUCAUCUAGAAAUAUUUUCUUUAUACGAUUUGGCAUUGACAUUGUUAUUUUUAACUUUAUCUCACGAAAUUCAUUCACAUUAAACUUGUAGAACUAGUUGCUUUGUCGAGGAGAUUUUUUUUUUUUUUCAAUGUGUGUAAAUGCAGUAUUAAUGUCAAUUUCCAUAAAUUCGUGUGAACGUAAAAAAAAAAAAUUGUAAAAAUAUGGUAAGAAAAUGAAUUUGUUGCUAUUGUUUGAAAGAAAUUGAAGUGUACAGCGUUACCACCGUAAGUUAGGAUUUUUUAAUAAAAUAAAAAAAAAUAAGAGAAUGCUAUGUUGCAAAUCGAAAAGACAAAAACGGUUGUUAGCUAAUACUGAUUACAAAUGGAUUAUAUUAUAUACAUAGAUUAUAUAAAGGAAAAAAAUGACCAAAUAUUACCUGUACUUCUUAAGCUACUACUUUAAACUUAAGCUGUAACUGUUCUGUAAUUUAUUACACGAUUAUAAUACAUAAGUACGUCAUAGCGAAAAAAGAAAAUUGUACGACACGGCAAUAAAAAAAAUAUUAUUGAUAA